AUGGAGCCCAUCAUGUUGUUGAUCAUGUUACUCCUUUUCAUUUUUGUAUCAACUGCUUUCUGCUUAUUUCGCUUAUCAACAUCACCAAAAGCAAUGGAGGAUAUCCCUGGUAGCUUGGGGUGGCCAGUAAUAGGUGAAAGUUUAUCAUUUCUGUCAGACUUUUCGAGUCCAUCUGGUAUAUGCAGUUUCAUGCACAAGAGACAGCAGAGAUAUGGGAAAGUGUUCAAGAGCUUUGUUUUGGGGAGAUUCACAGUGUUCAUGACUGGCAGAGAAGCAAGCAAGAUCUUGUUGACAGGCAAAGAUGGGAUGGUGAGCUUAAACCUUUUCUACACAGGCCAGCAAGUGUUGGGUCCAAACAGUUUGCUCCAAUCCAAUGGUGAAGCACACAAGAGGCUUAGACGUUUGAUAGCUGAGCCACUCUCCAUUGAUGGUUUGAAAAAAUACUUCCAUUUUAUCAACAGUCAGGCAAUCCAGACACUGAAUCGAUGGUCUGGUCGAAGAGUAUUGGUCCUUGAAGAGGCUUCUUCGUUCACUCUCAAAGUAAUUGGCAACAUGAUAAUGAGCCUUGAACCCAGUGGUGAAGAGCAGGAAAAGUUUAGAUCUAAUUUCAAACUCAUUUCUUCUUCAUUUUCUUCCUUGCCUUUCAAGAUCCCAGGAACUGCUUUUUAUAAUGGUAUCAAGGCCCGGGAUAGUAUGUAUGCCAUGCUAGACGCAAUCAUAGCAAAGAGGAGAAAUGGGGAUGUGAUCCAACAAGAUUUCCUGGAAUCCCUAAUAAUUAAACAUAGCAAGGGAGAAACUACAGUUGAUGACGAAAAUAAACUCACUGAUCAACAGAUGAAGGACAAUAUCUUGACUCUGCUCGUUGCUGGUCACGACACCACGACCGCAGCUCUUACAUGGCUCAUCAAGUUCCUUGGAGAAAACCCUGCAGUUUUGGAAGAGCUUAGAGAGGAACACCUGCAGAUUCAAGCAAAUCGAAAGGACGGAACCGGCCUUACAUGGUCUGAAGUUAAUAACAUGCCUUACACCAACAAAGUUCUUAGUGAAACUCUCAGAAGGGCCACAAUUUUACCUUGGUAUUCAAGGAAAGCUGCCCAGGACUUUGAGAUUGAUGGGUAUAAUAUCGAGAAAGGUUGGUCGAUUAACCUGGACGUCGUUUCGAUCCACCAUGAUCCUGAAACUUUCCCUGACCCUGAAAAGUUUGAUCCUUCCAGAUUUAAUGCAACUUUAAAGACUUUCAGUUAUCUCGGAUUUGGCAGCGGACCAAGAAUGUGCCCUGGCAUGAACCUGGCUAAACUCGAAAUCUGCAUCUUCAUCCAUCACCUGGUCUGCAGAUACAAGUGGAGAGCUCUUGAGAAAGAUGAUUCGGUGCAGGCAACGCUUGUUCGUAUGCCGAAGAACAAGUAUCCGGUUAUGAUCGAACCAAUGUGAAGUUUCACAUACCGAAAUCAAGAAUGAAAAGGAAUAAUGGAAAGCAUGAGGAAUAAAGCAUAUGAUUGCAUGAAUUUAUGUAAAGGAGAUAAAUCCCACACACA
Molecule: messenger RNA, 1535 nt
Organism: Hibiscus syriacus
Lineage: Eukaryota; Viridiplantae; Streptophyta; Magnoliopsida; Malvales; Malvaceae
Product: abscisic acid 8'-hydroxylase 3-like
Exons: 9
Coding region: 1-1431 (476 amino acids)
Biological process (GO): brassinosteroid biosynthetic process; sterol metabolic process; multicellular organism development
Molecular function (GO): heme binding; monooxygenase activity; oxidoreductase activity, acting on paired donors, with incorporation or reduction of molecular oxygen
Source: RefSeq, a predicted model, not a curated record